Messenger RNA from Engraulis encrasicolus (European anchovy), 1454 nucleotides. RefSeq lists its product as uncharacterized. The coding region runs from base 124 to 1095 and encodes 323 amino acids. The record is from RefSeq and is a predicted model, not a curated record. The transcript has 3 exons. Lineage: Eukaryota; Metazoa; Chordata; Actinopteri; Clupeiformes; Engraulidae.
ACCAUUCAGUGUUUUGAACUCUGAAGCUCACACAUCCCACCUCCUGCACUCAUGGAUGGAUGGAUGGAAAACAGAGUUUACUGGACUUGAUCCCGUAUAGUUCAUCGCGGUAAAUGGUGCAACAUGGCAGGACAAAGCUCUGCUGUCUCUGGCAUGAGCCUGGAGGAGGCAAACAACAUCUGGCAGUGUGUUAAGCACAAGGUGGUGACCAAGAUGUGUGGCUCGGGCUGGACGCCGACACCUCACCUGCAAGACGCCCACAUGUUCCACCCGCUCUCAGUCAUCGGCAAGCGCGUGGAGAGGUCGCUCCGCCUGAGGAAGGUGCGCAGCCUCUUCCCCCUCGGACCCCUCUCAGAGCUCAGGGAGCAGCCGGAAAACAGCCCCGACAACCCGGCCACCAGCCCUGACCGGCAGUCUCUGGACAGGGUCGAGCGCGUGGGGCCCAUACCCUGCGACAUGCUUCACGAGGAGUUCCUGGACGGCGUGGGCCGCGUGAGGAUCAUGAUAUCGGACUACUGGACCGAGUGCGGCGUGCAGCCCCUGGCCCCGAACCCCCAGCUGUGCCUGCGGAGGUCCAGCUUGCCCUGGCUGGACUCUGUGCACCGCCUCUACCUGGUCAGCCAGACCAUCUGCUCGUCCAGCUGUCGCAUCCGGCUCCUGGGGGCCGAGGCCAGCCACCAGAUGAAGCUGGGGCCCGACACGCCGCUGGGCUUCGUCUGCCUGCGGCUCUCCCUGCAGCCCUCGGGGACGGUGGAGGUGCGGGGUGGCGUGGAGAGCGGGUACCUCCACCCCAAGGCCCGCUGGGCCCGCUUCGGCUCCCCGGAGUACGAGAGGCUCACCGGGGGGACGGGUAGCGAGCCCAGGGUUAUGAGCAUACUGUCGCACCUAGCUUUCUCCUUCGCACACCCUUCCACCAUGUCUCUGCCCAUGCAAACUUCACGGAGCGAAGACACCCUCAGCCCCGAGCCAGAGCAGCGUGAGUCAGAGGGAGACAACCCCGAGGAAGGCCUCCUGCCUCUGGAAGGAGACGCCCACUACGACUACGACGGAGACGAAGAGAUGGAGGAAGACGGUGUAGACGACGACGACUGGUGACGAGGGAACAAUGUCUGAGGAAAUAACAACAAUAAAAAAAGGACAGAGGAGAGAGAGAGAGAGAGUAGAGAUGGAGAGAAGAGUAAUGAAGUAUAAGGAGAGAGUAGAAGUGGAUCGCUUCUGGGUGGGGUUGAAUAAUAAUAGAAGAGGGAUUGGGAGGGGGAGAUGAAGAGGGCUGAGAGGAAUGCGAGUGAUGAAAAUUGAUGGAGGUUAUUGCUGCCAACUGAUUAAAAUUCCAACCAAAACCUCAUCUCUCUAUCUCUCUCUCUCUACACUGUCUUCCAUCGAGAUAAAGAAAAAGAAAACAAAUUGUGCAUCCGGUAGAAAUAAAAACUCUUACAUCCAAAAGGUUGGGCCUA